CUUAUAUAACAACAGCAGAGUUGUGCGGCAUUUGGCCGUUCAGCUUUGUUGUAAGAUGGCUGUUUUUGAGGCACUUCUGCAGUUUCCCAGCACAGGAACGUUACUGGGCACUUUGCUUUUGCUUCUGUUUGUAUAUCUGCUUUCAUCAGGCUCCAAACCUCAGAAAGAAGGUAAAGACCCACCAGGACCCAAACCACUGCCACUGCUGGGAAACCUGCUGACACUUGACCUUGAGAGACCCUUUGACACACUUUGUGAGCUGUCUAAAACCUACGGAAAUGUGUUCCAAGUGUUUUUUGGUCCCAAAAAAGUUGUGGUCUUAGCUGGGUACAAAACAGUUAAAGAAGCACUUGUGAACUAUGCAGAUGAGUUUGGGGACCGAGAUAUUGGACCUAGUUUCAGAAUACUAAAUGACGAACAUGGGAUCAUCUUUUCCAAUGGUGAGAACUGGAAAGAGAUGAGACGCUUCGCUCUCACUAACCUGCGAGACUUUGGGAUGGGCAAGAGAGGAAGUGAAGAGAAAAUCAUAGAGGAAAUUCAGUACCUGAAAGAAGAGUUUGAGAAGUUUGAAGGGAAACCCUUUGACACAACACAGCCUGUGAACUACGCUGUAUCAAACAUCAUCUCAGCUAUUGUGUAUGGCAACAGAUUUGAAUACACAGAUUCUCGAUUCAAAGAAAUGGUCGACAGAGCAAACGAGAACGUUCGGGUUGGUGGAUCGGCUUCAAUGCGGCUUUACAACACAUUUCCGUGGUUGGGCCCGUUGCUAAACAGCAAAAGGACUAUCAUAAGAAAUGCUCUGAAAAACAGGGCGGCAAUAACUCAGUUGAUCACUGGGUUACUGGAGACUCUGAAUCCACACGACCGCAGAGGGUUUGUUGAUUCUUUUCUCAUCCGCAAACAAAGUGACGAGCAAUCUGGCAAGACGGACUCAUACUUCCAUCAGGAGAAUCUUCUAAUAACUGUGGCAAAUCUCUUUGUUGCUGGUACUGACACCACAGGAACAACUCUGCGCUGGGGUCUGAUGAUUAUGGCCAAAUACCCUCAUAUACAGGAUCGGGUUCAGGAGGAGAUUGACAGAGUGAUCGGUGGACGUCAACCAAUGGUAGACGACAGGAAGAAAUUACCAUAUACAGACGCUGUGAUCCAUGAAACCCAGAGACUGGCCAACAUAGUACCAAUGAAUCUACCCCAUACGACCAGCUGUGAUGUUCACUUCAAUGGAUACUUCAUCAAGAAGGGUACCACAGUAUUUCCUCUUCUGACAUCUGUAUUAAUGGAUGAAAGUGAAUGGGAGAAACCCCACAGUUUUUACCCAGAACACUUCCUUAAUGAGAAGGGCCAGUUUGUUAAGAAAGACGCUUUCAUGCCCUUUUCUGCAGGGCGCAGAAUGUGUGCUGGGGAGAGUUUGGCCAGAAUGGAGCUCUUCCUGUUCUUCACCUCCCUCCUUCAGCACUUUCGCUUCACUCCUCCACCUGGAGUGUCUGGAGAUGAACUGGAUCUCAAAGGAAUAGUUGGAAUCACAUUGAAUCCGUCCCCACACAAGCUGUGUGCAAUCAAACGGUCCUGAUGCAAGAAAAAAACAUCGGUUGAAACAUUUAACCUCAUUUAAAAUAGAAAAGGAAUGAAUCUGCGAUUCAACCAAUCUCCACAUUAUUUGUGGUAGCUUGCAAUUGUAUAUGGUUUCCACAAAUUUUUUGCAUAAAUCACGAAUCUGAGGUAUUCCCAUUGCUUCCCUACAUGCUUGAUAGCGGCAAAACAAAUGCUUGAAAAGGCUAAAGCAGUUGCGACAUACAACUCAAUCCAACUGCAGAGCUGCCAUUCUUUGCAACAUAUAUUUCAAAAUAUUACAAAUUGCCAUUUUCAUAUAUGUAACAUAUAUUUUUCCAAAUACUUAUGGAUAUGUACAUAAAUGCUCAAAUACAUGAACUAUAAUUUUAUAUGUUGGCAUACCACCAUAUAUUCGAUUUCUGUAUCACACAAUGUAAUAAUCGCAACAUGCCUAAAUAUUGAAUCCUGUAAAACUGCCACCUCGCUGGCCCAACGAUGGAAUCCAGCGAAGUGGCUAAGGUAUCCUCGUGUUCAUCUGUUUGUGCGCGUGUGGCUGUAGCAUCAUAACUAUUAAUUUAGUUAAGACCGAAUCUGACUCCAAUUGUAUUAGACCUCAAUUUAGGUCAAGAUUCCAAUUAUUACUGAUCAUUAAUUGAGAUCUUAUCUAGAUUUGGAUACUUGAUUAUUCUAGUUAAUUCUAUACUUUUAAAUUGCACUCCUUCAUUCGGAAUUCUGUUGCUUAGGGCCUCGUGCACGGGUUCCACGGUCACAAACUUGUCCGUUUGAUCUUUAGUCAGAGGUAAAUGACUAAUAAUAUUAAAAAUGAUAACUACCACAGCUUAUCUAUUUCUAAUUAGUAGUUUUGCUUAGUUUCUAUAGAUCUGUAUAUACUUAAUUAAUGUUAUAGUAUCUCUAGACAGAGGUAAAUGACUUAUACUAGUUAAAUAAGGCUGACCAACAUACCAUUACCCAAACAGUAGUUUUGUUUAGUUCUAUAGUUUCCUAUUACACUUGACUAGAAUAUUAUUAGCAUUAAUCAGGGGUCAUGACUAGUGCUAUCUGGAUGGGUCAAUCAAUAUUACAUUGUCCUAAACAGUACUUUCUUUUAGCCUUUACAGUCUGUUACACUUAACUAAAGCCAAAGGUUAAUCAGAAAGCUUAAGAUCCCAGUUGACGUGCUUCAUGCUCCAUCAAAUACUGUAUUUAUAUUAUAAUUUAGAAUCAAAAUAGCCUUUAGGUUCAAAGCUAGCUAGAUUUGGAUACGCUAUUGCUAGUAACACAGCUAGUUAUAAUAAUUAAUUAAACAAACGUAUGACACAAUGCCAUCAUGACAUCAUGAAAUAUUCUUAUCUAUACUAUUCUGUUUGUGCCGGUCUUUUUGCCACCACUUCCAUCUGUGACGUAGGGGUGACAUUGCCAGAUUAUUGGUCUAUUAGCUGAUUCAGUGGUUGAGGGCGGCCAUCUUGGGUAGAUAUUAUUGUAGACAAUACUUCAGUGUCACCUUUCUUUGACACUUAAGUCAAAGCUUAGGACUAUUCUUAAAGGGAUAGUUCGCCCCAAAAAUUUAAAUUCUCUCUUUCACACCCUCAUGCCAUCCCAGAUAUGUUAUGCAGAACACAAACAAAUAUUUUUAGAAGAAUAUUUCAGCUCUGUUGGUCCUCACAAUGCAAGUGAAUGGUAUCCAGUCCUUUUUUUUUACUAUAAAUCUCCACUUUCACUUUUACACUCUUCUUCUUUUGUUUUUGGCGAUUUGCACUCGUUGUGCAUAUCGCCACCUACUGGGCAUGGAGGAGAAUUUAUAGUAAAAAAGGACUUAAUUAUUUAUCCAUUUUCAUAUAAGCAUUUCUAAGAAGUUGUAUGCACAUGGCCCCUGUUCCACCAUAUCAAAAUGUUAUGCCAUUAAGGAACUUACUACUUAUAGUACAUUUUGUCUGGUAGGAGCAGUGGUACUUUCUAUGAGUAGGCAAGGAACAGCUGCAAUCAAAAGCUAAGGCAUCUAACUUGCUGCCUAGUCAGUUAAUGAUCUAACCAACAGUGUUUUGUAUGAAUGUACCUAUUUAGGAAACUGCUGUCAGAACAGUUUGAAAGGCACCUUAUUAUCAUUCUACCACCGUAUUCAGAUACAAUUUGAGAAGGUCCAGUCUCACAAAUUUCCUAAGUGGGAAAAAUCCGGAUAGAUAUUGUCAUUUAUCAGUGCUCUAGUAUUGCAUAGUACCAAACUUACCAUUGUCCAUAUUAUGAUUUGGGAUACAUGGUUUUUUUAUCAAAUGUUUUCAGGACUAUUAUUAAAUACAUUAAAUGAGACCAAUCAGAUACAUUUUAAUGAAUUACAAACAACUUCUUUUAUUUUGACUGUGAAAAUGUGCAUUGUACAGGCUGUACUGUAGUAGUAAGUAGGCUUUUACUAUUUGUCAUGCUGCAUCAAAGAAAUGUAAAAAUUGAGUUCAACAAAAAGUAUUUAAAAUGAAUGGUUUCUCUUUUUACAAAACUAUAAUAAACUGCACAUUUGUGACAACAUUGCUGAACAA
Messenger RNA from Myxocyprinus asiaticus (Chinese sucker), 4079 nucleotides. RefSeq names its product cytochrome P450 2K1-like. The record is from RefSeq and is a predicted model, not a curated record. Bases 56 to 1570 code for a protein of 504 amino acids. Gene Ontology annotation, biological process: xenobiotic metabolic process. The transcript is spliced from 9 exons. NCBI's taxonomy places the organism in Eukaryota, Metazoa, Chordata, Actinopteri, Cypriniformes, Catostomidae. Gene Ontology annotation, cellular component: intracellular membrane-bounded organelle; cytoplasm. Gene Ontology annotation, molecular function: heme binding; oxidoreductase activity, acting on paired donors, with incorporation or reduction of molecular oxygen, reduced flavin or flavoprotein as one donor, and incorporation of one atom of oxygen; iron ion binding.